Molecule: messenger RNA, 345 nt
Organism: Sphenostylis stenocarpa
Lineage: Eukaryota; Viridiplantae; Streptophyta; Magnoliopsida; Fabales; Fabaceae
Source: the annotation of a GenBank genome assembly
AUGGGAAGUGGUAGCACUUACGUGACAGUGGCAGUGUUGGUGGUUGCAGGAUGUUUAAUGUGUAACACAAAAGAGGUUUCAGCACAAUGUGGAGUAAGUGUGAAUGAUCUUGUAUCGCAGUGUUCAAAGUAUGUGCAGAAAACGGGACCAAUGAUAAAACCUUCAGCAGCAUGCUGUGCAGUUGUGAGAAAAAUUGAUGUGCCAUGCGCAUGCAAACUCAUCACCAAAGAAGUUGCAAGCCUUAUCAGUAUUCCAAAGUCUGUCUUUGUUGGACGCUCCUGUGGUUUGAACCUUCCCCCAGGAAUGCAAUGUGGAGCUAUUAAAAUCCCUCCGAGUGCCAAAUGA